CCCCAAUUUAUACAAUCUUGCUAGACUGCAAAUCAUUGUUUAUUUUGACCUAGCGUUGGGCAGGGAAUGGUUACUCUGACAGAGUGGAGGUGUGUCUCAGCUAGAGAAUGAACAUUAUGUUUUUUUCCUCCCAAGUUUUUAACGAGAUGCUGUUAAACACAGAACAAAAUAAAAGGGUCUGGCUGGAGAAAGACUUGAAGCACUUUCCUUCCAACCAUGAAUCGGAGUUCAUUCAGAUGCCGCUUUCUAGCCCCUGCCAACUUGGUCCUGCUCUGGGUAUCUGCUGCAAUUGAACAAGUAGCUGCUUCACUUGACAGCAACUUCAGUUUAAGCAAGCCAAUGAACCAUAUUGUGGAUCAGUGCGCACAGUAUUUUCAGGAUGGCCAGGACCUUUGCGUGACAACGAAAGCGUGCUGUCAGACUGGAGUGGAUGAAUACGGCUGGAUUGCCGCGGCUGUGGGCUGGAGUCUCUGGUUCCUCACACUCAUCCUUGUCUGCAUCAGCAAAGUAGCAAAGCUGAAGCCUGAUGAACCACGGAAAUACACUGCAGCUUGAGACUCAAGAGGCAGAGAAAAGAACCUCCCUGAGCAAGAGAGGAGGAAAGGAAGCAAUCCAUUUCAUGGGACCGGAAACAAAGCUGAUGGGACUCUUGAGUCUUCAGGGUUAACAAGUGACCUGAAGCAAAGCAAGGCUGUAUAAUAGAACUCAAUAAAGGCUUUUAGAUUAAAAUUAUCUGCAUAACAUUUAUCUUGGAGUUUGGAACUGACUUUAGAUUCUCUAAAACUGAAUAUUUCCAUAUGUCACAUACCCUUAGAGGGAGAAUUGAUCAUUUGACAAGCAAUUUCUUGUUCCAGCUAUUUCUCUAAUAUUGUCCCUAGUCUUAGACCAUGACUAUCAUGUCUUACAUACAUGUUUUCUGCUGUGGCAUCUUUACUGCAAGUUCCAUUGCACCCUCUGCUCUUGUUAGGUUUCCACAGGGCAGGACUUUAUCCAAUGCCUGGAAGGGUAAGUUAACCAUAUAGUGAAUGGUGGGCCGCCAAUGGCUCUUCCAUCAGUGCCCUUGUUCAAGAGGACCAAGGUCCUAAUAGAACAGGUCCAAGGCUUGAAUAGCCAGCUCUCUCGAACCACAAUGAAAAAGCAAAGGCCUGAUUUUGCGCAAGAGGCUCAGGGCUGUUGCAGGUCAUGGUGGAGACCUCAGGCCAAUGUAGUGAGGUUGAAGAUGUCAGCAAAAAAACUCCAGCCAGUUGGUUGCUGCAUGUUUUAAGAAUGUACACCAUCAGGGCCAAAUGCUUUCCGAGGGUUCACCUCAGCCUCGGGGACCGAGAUCAGUGUCAUCAGGGGAGGUGAGGCUUCUGAAGAGGCAUUGUAGUUCUCUCUUUCGAAGCGAGCAUAGAAAGCAUUGAUACACAACAGAUGUAGAGUUCAGAAUGCAACAGAGAAUCAGCUCAAUCCAGCAACUAGGGGAAAUCAAAGAAGAGGGAGAGAGAAGAGAAAUGAACACAACCGGUGUUUAGAAGUGCUUUAAUAGACAUAUAAAUGGUAAGAAAGUAGAUUAAAAAAAUAGGGUUGUGCUCCAUGGGUACAAAGCAGGUUUUGUGCUGAAUGAUGGAAAAGCUGCUAUUAAACAAGAACAUUGAAUACUGAAUUGGUUACUGAUAAGGCAGUAAUGGUGGAUGUGGUAAUAGUAUACGAUGGCAAAGGAACUAAAAUUUAAAGAACAAGGAGGUGCAAAUAUUUGAUAGCAUCCAAAGUAGAAAGUUGCUGAGAAGGAAGAUUGCAAGUUGCAAAUAUUCUGACUACAAAAUGUAAUGACAGUGUUCAAAAAAUAAGAAUAAAUCUGACAACUACAACUGUUAAUUCACAUUGAUGCAGAAAAAACGUUGAAAUAUAGCGAUCCGUUACAAAUUCUACCUCAGGUCAAACUAUUCACAACCCUGUAAAAUUUUACACUUCCAAUAUCCUGUCAAUUAAAACUACUGAAUCAUCACCAUCUACACCUCCGACUUCAGAUAUAACUCUGACUCCUG
This is a messenger RNA of Leucoraja erinaceus (little skate), 2027 nucleotides long. RefSeq names its product transmembrane protein 213-like. NCBI's taxonomy places the organism in Eukaryota, Metazoa, Chordata, Chondrichthyes, Rajiformes, Rajidae. The record is from RefSeq and is a predicted model, not a curated record. Bases 217 to 555 code for a protein of 112 amino acids. The transcript is spliced from 3 exons.